CAUUAUAAACUAUAUAUUGAAUUCAAUCAGCCCCAGGCAUUGGCUUGGUGGCAUGCAAUCUUGAAGACUUGUGUAUCAAGAUUGAUUUAUAAUAUUUAUUUAUAUAUUGUUCUUACUUAAAAAGAUUUGAACAAGAAAUAAUUAUCUUUCUUCUUACACAAGUAAUUAUAGGUUUUAUAUGCUUACCUAUUAUAUAUUAUAUUUAUAUAUUUGUGUAUGGCGUAUUUCCGGUCGGAAUUGAAAGCUGAUGAAGAUCACGGUUUAACGGCCAUCGCGAUCGAUGCUGAUAAGAAUAGCCAAGCUGCAGUUAAAUGGGCAGUUGAUAAUCUUGUUAAUAACAAGCACCCACAAUGUAUUCUUGUUCAUGUUCAAUGCAAAUCUUUGGCUUUUGGGGAUAAUGCAGGAAAUGUACCUAAAGAAGGACGACCACCAACUCAACAAGAAUUGCAGCAAUUUUUCUUGCCAUAUAGAGGAUUUUGUGCAAGAAGAGGGAUUGAAACAAAGGAAGUGGUUAUUCAUGACAUUGAUGUUCCGAGUGCACUUAAUGAUUAUAUUGUUAACAACAAUGUUUCCAAUAUUGUUCUUGGUGCAUCACACAGAAAUGCCAUUAUGAGGAAAUUUAAGCAUCCGGAUACUCCUACAACAGUGCUAAAAACUGCACCAGAAUGCUCUGCAGUAUAUGUGAUUGCUAAAGGAAAAGUUCAAACUUUUCGUUUAGCAACUCGACCUCACACGCCGACUACGAAUUCGAACGGUUCUACGCAUUCUUCCCUACGACAACACUCACCCCCUACCACCAUUUCUCAUGCAUCUUCUCUCAAACAACAACAUUAUGAUCAAUCAAACCUGAAUAGUCCACGAAGUCCGCCAUCCGACUCCCAAGUGAGUUACAAUGAGAGUUGGAAAAGUGAAGGUUCUGAUAAAAUGUCUCCUGAUGCGAGCACUGAAUCUAUUCUGUUAAAGUUUCAUGAAAAGUAUGGAUUCAGCUUGAAAAGUAAACAUACACCGAAACCAUCAACGGACGGUCUCUCGUUAGAUAUGUUGCGUAGAGAUUCGCUAUCAGACGGCAGUGAUUACUCAUCGGGGCCGUUAAGUCUAUUAUCAGCUGAUGUGUCAUAUGAAAAUGUAGAUUCCCCUAAUUAUAGAAGUCAAUCCAAGAAUUCGAAUUCGUCACAGCUUGCCAAUUUGUUAGACUCCGAAAUGAGGAGAUUGAAACUCGAACUUCAGCAAUCGAUGGAAUUGUUUACCUCAGUUACUAAAGAAGCUGUUUUGGCCAAGCAAAUGGUAAGGGAGCUUCACCGGUUACAAACACUAGAAACGCGUAAAUCAUCGGACGAAAUGGACUUAGUUGAAGGGGCAACACUAACAUUGGCAGAAAUGGAGAAACAGAAGAAAAAAGUUGCAUUCGAAGCGCUACAAGCAGCGAAAAAAUUAGCGGAUUUAGAAGCGCAAAAGAGGAAAACGGAAAUGAGGGCUCAAUUUGAAGCAGAAGAUAAAAUGAAAAAUGAGGAAAUGGACAAUAAUUUUAGAUGUAGAAGAUACUCUAUUGAUGAGAUUGAAAUUGCAACAGAUCACUUUUCACCAGCUCAUAAGAUUGGUGAAGGUGGAUAUGGACCUGUUUUUAAAGGCAUGCUUAAUCAUAUUGCUGUUGCCAUUAAAAUCUUGAGGCCGGAUUUGUCGCAAGGGCAGAAGCAGUUCCGACAAGAGGUUGAUGUUCUAAGCAGCAUGAGACAUCCACACAUGGUGAUCCUGCUCGGAGCAUGUCCAGAAUACGGAUGCCUCGUGUACGAGUACAUGGAAAACGGAAGCUUGGAGGACCGCCUUUUCAGGAAAGAUCACACUCCUCCAAUUCCAUGGAGAACCAGGUUCAAGAUUGCCUACGAAAUCGCCACAGCUCUUGUUUUCCUCCACGAAACCAAACCGGAACCUCUAGUUCAUCGCGAUUUAAAACCUGCAAAUAUUCUGCUAGACCGUAACUACACAAGCAAAGUCAGCGACGUGGGUUUAGCCAGGCUUGUUCCACAGACCGAAGUCAGUCAAUAUCACAUGACAGCAGCCGCAGGGACGUUCUGUUAUAUCGAUCCUGAGUAUCAGCAAACCGGACUAUUAGGCGUUAAGUCGGAUCUAUACUCAUUCGGAGUGGUUCUGUUACAACUUCUAACAGCAAGACCAGCCAUGGGACUAUCAUACCAAGUCGAGGAUUCAAUCGAAAAAGGAACAUUCUCAAAAAUUCUUGAUCCUGCAUUGGAAGAUUGGCCUGUCGAAGAUUGUUUAUCGCUUGCCAAGAUGUCGAUUAACUGCUGCGAGCUACGGAAAAAGGACAGACCGGAUCUUGGUACGGUUGUAUUACCGGAGCUGUUUCGGUUAUCAAAUCUCGGAAUGGACGUGGCUACUGAACGUAUACAACAUGAAACAACUAUACCAUUGACUACUCCGAGUGAUUUAGAUUCUGAAGCACAAAGUCAUUCUGAUGAGGUUAGUUACUAUUUUAGAAAAAUGAAUGUGCACCUGUAGCUAGCCUCUCAAAAACUAUAGAUUAUAUAACAAUACAAAAAUUACAAAAAAAAUCCACAAUUUGUUGUUAGUGGAUAUUAAUUUCUUGUUUUGACAAUUUUUUUCUUUUUCAUGUAAAGAGAUUAAUUUCUUGGAUAUUCUUAACAAAGAAUUUUUUUAAAAAAGAAAAGUGCAAUGUUUUUGUUA
Molecule: messenger RNA, 2700 nt
Organism: Mercurialis annua (annual mercury)
Lineage: Eukaryota; Viridiplantae; Streptophyta; Magnoliopsida; Malpighiales; Euphorbiaceae
Product: U-box domain-containing protein 35-like
Exons: 8
Coding region: 217-2514 (765 amino acids)
Biological process (GO): protein phosphorylation
Molecular function (GO): protein kinase activity; ATP binding
Source: RefSeq, a predicted model, not a curated record